AUGAAGAUCUUCAACUUUCUCUGUCUUGCUGCCAUUGUAGCGUCCACUGGCGCCUUCACACAACAUCCGACCGCGAGGCGAACAGCUUUGGUGAAGCCAUCAGAGCCACUUUUCUUGAGUACAAGAACGGACACCAAGACCGAAAUAGAUGUCAGUGAAAUUGGUGAAGGAAAUCCUUGGACCGAUGGAAAUCAGCUGCAAAAGGGAUUUUCCUACGGCGAAUUUGCGAAAAAUAAUCCUAAUAUAAACAACCUCAUGAUUGCAACGGCCAAAACUGCCAGUGCCGACUUUAUUGCACAAACUGUGAUCGCACAACAACCCAUUUCUGAAGUCGAUUUGGGCAGAACUUUGGUUUUCUGUAUGUAUGGAUUCUUUUAUCUCGGUGCUUUUCAGUAUUGGUAUCAAGUCAACAUAUUCAAGAAGCUGUUUGACGUUGACAAGUUCACGAACCUAAGUCUUGAAGAGAAGCUGAAGGACAUUCCAGGGCUGAAAUCAUUGAGUGCACAAAUUGGAAUUGAUCUGAUGUUCAUUCUAUUCGUAAAUUUGCCAACCUUUUACAUCUUUAAGGCAGUGAUUCAAAGUGGUUCAGGUGAUCCGUCGAUUUGGGUUUCGUCAGGACUUGAUACAUACCAAGCAAGCUUAUACAAGGAUGCGUUUGAUGUUUUUAGAGUUUGGUUUCCAGCGGAUUUUGUCUGCUUUUCAGUUCCCCUCUAUCUCCGACUUCCAGUCCGACACGGAGUGAGCUUUUUUUGGACAAUGUACCUGUCUUUCACCAGAGGGGGGCAUUAA
This is a messenger RNA of Cylindrotheca closterium, 789 nucleotides long. The record is from the annotation of a GenBank genome assembly. Lineage: Eukaryota; Bacillariophyta; Bacillariophyceae; Bacillariales; Bacillariaceae.